AUGUCAUCUGGAUCUCCUGACGUUAUUUCGUCUGCUGCCAAUAGCGGCGUACUUACGAGCACCGGACAGAAACCUUCCUCAAGAAAUGUGGGCUAUUGGGGCGAUAUAAGACCGAGCGUGCAAAGCAUGUGGGAAGAGGUGCAGGGCCGAACAACUUUGUUUUUAGGAUCGGCCUUGUCAUCUUUCAAGCCAACUUGUCUCCCUGCGUGGGAUAAGUUUGUUGAGCUCCUCUGCACUUCAAUUCUGGACCAGGCCACUACAGAUGUUUCCUCACAUGAUGUGAGUGUUCUAAGGGAGAUCAUCCUCAGACCAUUGAAUGUUGCGAAUUAUCACAUCACUGAACUCAUAGCCCGUCGACUUGGUGACGAAUACAUAGGUGUUCUUAAAGCUUUCACCGCGAGAAGGGAAAGCUGCAGUUUCUGUCAUUGUAACGUCAAUCGAGCACAUCUUUGGGCUGCAGAAAGGCUGCAGAAAGGCGAAGUAUCGGUAAUUGUAACAACCGAUUUUGAUAAUUGUCUGGAAAAGGCGUUGGAAGUGCUUGAAGCGAGUCAAUACGAAUUUACUGGAAGGGAACAUCAUUCUACUUUGGUAAUCGUGGUCAACGGUCGCGGACCAUCUCGAUUUGCAGUGUCAUUGAUGGCACAAAUGAACAGGAGAAAGGUGACAUUCCUUUUUAAGAUCCACGGUUCACAAUAUCGACCAGAAACUCGUAUUGAUACCCGGCUCCAGCGCGAACAGAGCUUGCCUUCUCAUACUGUUCGCAUCAUGGAAACAUUACUGAGACACACUGUCAUGUUUGUGGCCUGUUACAGUUGGUCAGAUAUGGAAGAAAACUUGGAUUACCUCUGCAUGGAUCGAAAUAGAGACAAUUCGCGUAUCAUAUGGCUCCAGAGAGAUAGCGCAAAUAUCACCAGUGCAGUAAGAAAGCUUUUUGCUCGAUUCAACGAUAACACCAGCAGUUCUGGCGGGAGGUUCUGUCUUAUGGAGGGGUCUAUUUGUUUGGACAUCCCUCGGGACGGCUUUGGACAAUUCGAACAAGCAAUAAGGCAAUGGGCAAAUGGUAUUGGGCCUUCAUGUGGCAUCCGUUCCGUUGAGGAGAAGGCAUUGAGUGUAGUGGCCGAUAACACCGAUGCUAGACAAGAUUGGAACGCUAUUAUGUGUUCUACGAACCUUGAUAGAUACACGGACCAGGCUACCAAGGCUAAGCUCCGAUUGCCCUCACAAGAAGUUAAUGGCCUCCCUCCUGGAGCAAUUCCGGCUUCGGUUAGAGGUUCUGUUAAAGAACAGAGUCCAGGAAAUGUUUUCGAAAGCGCCACACACUCAGGGCUGGGUUAUAGAUGCUCUUUAUGGCGUUGUAUUAUAGUCGGCAACGAGAAGGUCGCUUCACUGGAGGCCCUACGGCACGCAUUCAAUAUUGCCUGGCUUGUAGGCGACCGAGGUGCACAAGAUGCCCUGGGUAAUAUCAUACGGUUCAUUGAAAAGCAGAGUCUCGACACAGUACAAGCAGGCGACACCAAUGUUAACGAUCAAUCUCCACUAGACCUCCCGGCAGAAAAUGUGGCAUUUAUAGAUUUAGACAACGUUAGCAUGGAAAUUAACAAGUACGAUGUCCCACCUGAAAAAUUUAUCCGCGCACUGCUGCAUCGAGCAAUCUUAUUUACUGACGCCAUCGCUCUUACGCCAAACGUCUUGACUAAUUCGCGUGUUUUCAUACAUGAAGUCCUGUUCCAUGGUGGAAGCAACAAGCCGGACAAAUUUUAUCUUCAAUUUUUGAGGCCGCUUCUCCCAAGGGUGUAUGAGGGGAAACCACGUGCGCUGACAGCUUUCCGCAACGAUUGUUUGCAUAAGCCAGAGUAUGUGAAAGAGAAUGUGGCUUGGGAGAAGAUCUCGGUACUAGAGGACUAUUUUGAAAAGGAAAAUAAAUAUGAAUACUAUGACGGGAAUCAAAUUGGCACGCGGUAUGGGUCAUAUAUUGAAAGGGAGGUGAGCAAUGACUUUAAGCAACAGACCAAGAAGCAUCUGAUGGAACACUUCGAUUCUUCCCUUCUUGAAACAUCCGACCAUAGUGCAUACCGCGAUAAUGCUGAAGAGAUUGCGGAUAAACUGUUAAACACUUUACCAACGUACCUGGAACACGUCCAGCCUGUGACGAGGUCCAAACUAUACAGAUUUGGCGAUCUAUCCGAGCAGGCUUCAGAUGAAGAUAUCAGAAAUCUUAUGAAGCCAGGAGAGUCGGGUAAUAUUCAGCCACUGCCCACAGCUGACGAGGAAGCCUUUCUUCGAAAUCGUCAUGACAUUAUCUCUAAACCAUGGCUUUCUGCCCGGUUCUGCCACGAGAUGUUUCACCCUCCGUAUAAUGCGAAUAUACCAUUCGAGAAAGUCAUUGAGUCUAAUGAAAGUACAAGUGUCUUUUUCGUGCCAAAUGAGCUUGGCUCCUGGAUGUUUGCUGCCACAGUUUCCAGUCGACGGUUGACGAAGAUAAUACAAAACGAUGCUCUGCUUUAG
Molecule: messenger RNA, 2505 nt
Organism: Aspergillus caelatus
Lineage: Eukaryota; Fungi; Ascomycota; Eurotiomycetes; Eurotiales; Aspergillaceae
Exons: 6
Coding region: 1-2505 (834 amino acids)
Source: RefSeq, a predicted model, not a curated record